Messenger RNA from Camellia sinensis, 3515 nucleotides. Lineage: Eukaryota; Viridiplantae; Streptophyta; Magnoliopsida; Ericales; Theaceae. The record is from RefSeq and is a predicted model, not a curated record.
CCUUCGUACUUGUUUCUCCUCCUUUACAACAAAACAAAACCAAAAAAAAAAAAAUGGAGCGAUUGAUAUGGUUGUUCCAAUUCCUUUUGUAUUUCAUGCAAUAUCAUCAGGUUUCUUGUUCAUCAUCUAUCUCUUCUUUUUCUACUUGUACACAUCAUUUGUGUCCACAUGACCAGAGGUUUGCAUUGUUGCAAUUCAAGCAUAUGUUUACUAUAAACAGCUCUGCAUCUGCUUCUUGGGCGUGUGGCGAUUUGGCUUCUCCAAAGAUGUUAUCUUGGAACGAGAAUUGUACUGAUUGUUGUUCGUGGGAAGGAGUCACGUGUGAUGGUCUGACGGGUCACGUGAUUGGGCUUGACCUCAGUUGUAGCCAGCUCUAUGGCAGUAUCCAUCCUAACAGUAGCCUCUUCCAACUCUCUCACCUCCAAAACCUCAAUCUCGCCUUCAAUCACUUCAAUUACUCCUUCAUUCCAUCAGCAUUUGGUCACUUUGCCAAUCUGACACAUCUCAACCUAUCUGAUUCCAGUUUUUCAGGCUCAAUCCCAUCAGAAAUUCGCCACCUGUCCAAACUAGUUUCACUCGAUGUCUCCUAUAUGGGUAUUAGACUUGAACCGCACAAUUUCAUAAUGAUGCUCAAAAACCUAACCCAAUUGCAAGAACUUGUCCUUCCUGAUGUAAACAUGUCUUCGGUUGUACCGAUGUCUUUGACGAAUAUGUCUUCUUUGACAUAUCUUGAUCUUAGUUCCACCUGGUUGCAUGGGAAAUUACCGGAUAACAUUUUUCACCUUCCAAACUUGCAAACUCUCUGGUUAGCAGGCAACCAUGAUCUAACUGGUAAUUUACCUAAAGUAAACUGGAGUAGUAGUAGUUCCCUCCAGCAGUUGUAUCUCGGGUUUUCGAGUUUUUCUGGAGAAUUACCUGAUUCAAUUGGCUAUCUCAAGUCUUUGAAUCUCUUGGAUCUUGCCAAUUGCAAAUUCUCUGGGUCCAUUCCUGGUUCAAUUGGCUAUCUCAAGUCUUUGAAUUCCUUGGAUCUCAGCGAUUGCAAAUUCUCCGGGUCCAUUCCUGAUUCACUUGGGAACCUUACACAGAUCACUACUAUACACCUACAGGGAAAUAGUUUCAACGGUCAGAUCCCAUUUACUCUCUCAAAUCUUAAUCUGCUCAUUUCCUUGGAUCUCAGUGGUUGCAAAUUCUCCGGGUCCAUUCCUGAAUCACUCGGGAACCUUACACAGAUCACUGAUAUAGAGUUAUGGGGAAAUAGUUUCAACGGUCAGAUUCCAUUUACUCUCUCAAAUCUUAAUCAGCUCAUUUUCUUGGAUCUUUUUGGAAAUAAUCUCCACGGAAAAAUUCCUAAUUUUAUUGGUAAGCUGGUAAAGCUAGAGUUUUUAGGACUUGGAGGUAACAAUUUCAAUGGUCCAUUUCCAUGUGGGGUAGCCAACCUGACAAAACUUGCUAUGUUAGAUAUAUCAAGUACUGAACUGAUGGGUCCCAUUCCCUCUAACAUUAGUGGGCUACACAACCUACAAGCACUUUACUUGCACAAUAACUCACUGAUGGGUCCCAUUCCCUCCAACAUUAGUGAGCUACGCAACCUACAAACACUUUACUUACACGAUAACUCACUGAAUGGGACACUACCAUCUUGGUUGUUGAAUCUUCCAUCAUUGACAGAAUUAAACUUGGGUAGUAAUCGACUAACUGGCCAAAUUCCUGAGUUCAAGCAUAAAUCAAAAUUGAUGUACAUUGACUUGAGUCAUAAUGAACUACGUGGCCCCAUUCCACAAUCAAUUUCAAAUCUUGUGAAUUUGACACAACUUGAUCUUUCGUCAAACAAUUUUAGUGGUGUUGUGGAGUUACAAACAUUCUCAAAUCUAAAAAAUCUUGUAAUUCUUAAUUUUCGUUUCAACUUGAUUCAGGGACCACUCCCAGUUCUGCCACCCUCUGUAUCUUCCUUCCUCUUCUCACAAAAUAAACUCACCGGACAGAUUCCUUCUUCAAUUUGCAAUGUGAGUUCCCUUUACAUCCUUGAUUUGUCUCACAACCACUUGAGUGGUGCAAUUCCACAAUGUUUGGGACACUUCAGCAGUGUUCUCUUUGUAUUAAAUUUGCGGUUCAAUGCCUUUCAGGGGAACAUCCCCAUGAUAUUUGGAAAGGGUAAUCAGUUGCAAAGUCUUAAUUUGAAUGGAAAUCAAUUUGAAGGACCAGUUCCACAAUCCUUAGCCAACUGUAGACAAUUACAAGUUCUAGACCUCGGAAACAACAAAAUAAAUGACACUUUUCCAUACUGGUUGGGGGCUCUUCCAAAUUUACAGAUUCUUAUCUUGCGAUCCAACAAAUUUCAGGGUCCAAUAGACACUUCCAAGCCAAAAUUUCCCUAAACUCCGAAUUGUUGACCUCUCCCACAAUAAGUUCACUGGUCAUUUGCCAGGGAGAUAUUUCAAUUUCUUCAAAAAUAUGAGGAAUAAAACUAUGCCAAACGAAAAAUAUUUGGGUGUUCGAUCGUAUUAUCAAGAUUCUGUUACGGUGACGAUGAAGGGGUUUGAUAUUUACUUAACGAGAAUUUUGACUGUCUUCACAGCAAUUGAUUUAUCAUCUAACAAAUUUAGUGGAGAUAUUCCAAAUGUGAUCGGAAGGCUUAAUUCUCUCAUAGUGCUUAAUUUAUCUCAUAAUAGCCUUACGGGCCUUAUUCCAUCAUCUUUAGGAGACCUGACAGAGCUUGAAUCACUGGACCUCUCUUCAAACCAGCUUAUUGGGAAAAUUCCUAACCAAUUAAAGAGUUUGACAUUUCUUGAGGUCUUUAACCUUUCAUGGAACCAUCUCGAUGGACCCAUACCGCAAGGUGAACAAUUUGAUACAUUUGGAAAUGAUUCAUACGUUGGGAACUCGGGAUUAUGUGGGUUUCCAUUGUCAAAGGAAUGUAAAGAUAAGCAGGCACAAGUUCAGCCAGGUGUGCUAUUACAACAAGAUGGCUCAAAUUAUGUAAGUGGAUUUACUUGGGAAACCGUGGUGAUGGGGUAUGGCUGUGGACUGGCAUUGGGAUUGGUUCUUGGAUUUCUCAUGUUCUUAACUGGAAAACCAAAAUUGUUUGUAAGAAUUGUUGAAGGGAAAAAGCAUAAAAAGGUGAAAAUGUUGAGGCGAGGUGGCAGAAGAAAUUAGCAAACAUGGAUAAUGCUUUCAGGUAAAGACGUGAUGAUCCCACCAAGUUGACGGCGCGGAUAAUUGUAAAGAGUAUAAAGCUCUUAUUUUGUUGUGAUGUUUUUUUGUAAAGCCAAGGGCUAAUGUGUAUGUGUCCAAGAGACCAUUUUGUGUAACCGGGCUAUUGCCUUGAAAGAUCUAAGCCCUUAAGGGCAUUUUAUUUGUUUUGAGAUUAGAUGCUUCACAUGUUAUAGAACUAUGUAUUCGUUAUGUUGUGAAUGUGAAUCGCAAGUGAAACUUUUGUAUUUAAUCCAUUUAUUGUAUAUGUGAUGUUGGAGGGAUUAUUGUCAUUGAUUAAUGAAGGAUCAUUCGUAUGGGUAGUU